Molecule: messenger RNA, 846 nt
Organism: Phaeoacremonium minimum UCRPA7
Lineage: Eukaryota; Fungi; Ascomycota; Sordariomycetes; Togniniales; Togniniaceae
Product: putative formyltetrahydrofolate deformylase protein
Exons: 1
Coding region: 1-846 (281 amino acids)
Biological process (GO): 'de novo' IMP biosynthetic process
Molecular function (GO): formyltetrahydrofolate deformylase activity
Source: RefSeq, a predicted model, not a curated record
AUGGCUAACGACUACAUCCUUACUCUGUCAUGCCCUGACAAGCCGGGGAUCGUGCACGCCGUGACUGGCAUAUUUGCUAGUCGUGCAAUCAACAUUCUGGAGCUUCAGCAAUUCAGUGAUCCAGUGUCGAAAAAGUUCUUCAUGAGAGUUCACUUCGGGCCUACAGACAGCGUGGCUGAAAUCACUGAGCCGUUCAACACCCUCGCGGCAGAUAUUCAGAUGGACUACGAUAUCCGUCCCAUCGCGCAGAAGACGCGGGUGCUCAUCAUGGUAUCUAAGAUUGGUCAUUGCCUCAACGAUCUUCUGUUCCGUGCAAAGGCCGGCCAGUUGCGCAUCGACAUUCCAGCUAUAGUCUCCAACCACCCAGAUUAUGAGCCCCUGGCCAAGAGCUAUGGCAUACCAUUUUAUCAUCUGCCAGUCAACAAGGACACGAAAGAGAAACAAGAAGGCCAAAUACUUGAUCUGAUUCGCGAACACACUAUUGAGCUUGUUGUCCUCGCAAGAUAUAUGCAGGUCUUGUCGCCUAAGCUCUGUGAGGCAAUGUCCGGCCGCAUCAUCAACAUCCACCAUAGUUUCUUGCCAUCAUUCAAGGGUGCCAAGCCAUAUCACCAAGCAUACGAACGUGGUGUGAAGAUCAUCGGCGCGACGGCGCAUUUUGUAACGGCUGAUCUCGAUGAAGGUCCGAUCAUCGAACAGCGCGUAGCUCGGGUGGAUCAUAGCAUGAGCCCCAAGGACCUAGUGGAGGAAGGCUCGAAUGUCGAGAGUCAAGUCCUUGCGGCCGCUGUGAAAUGGUACGCCGAAAAACGGCUGUUCCUCAACGUUACCAAGACAGUUGUUUUCGCUUAA